AUGUUCGCCAAAUCUUUUGAAGUCACAGAUCCGGUCAAUUCAAGCCUCAAAGGGUUUGCCCUUGCUAACCCCUCUAUUACUUUGGUUCCUGAAGAAAAAAUACUCUUCAGGAAGACCAAGUCUGACAAUAUCGCCUUAAUCUCCGGUGGUGGUAGUGGCCAUGAACCUACACACGCCGGUUUCAUUGGUAAGGGUAUGUUGAGUGGUGCUGUCGUCGGUGAAAUUUUUGCAUCCCCUUCAACAAAGCAGAUUUUAAAUGCAAUCCGUUUGGUCAAUGAAAACGCUUCUGGCGUUUUAUUGAUUGUCAAAAACUACACAGGUGACGUUUUGCAUUUUGGUCUGUCCGCUGAGAGAGCAAGAGCCUUGGGUAUCGACUGCCGCGUCGCUGUCAUAGGUGAUGACGUUGCAGUUGGCAGAGAAAAGGGUGGCAUGGUUGGUAGAAGAGCAUUAGCAGGUACCGUUUUAGUUCAUAAGAUUGUGGGUGCCUUUGCCGAAGGAUAUUCUAGCAAGUAUGGAUUAGAUGGUACUGCUAAAGUGGCUAAAAUCAUCAAUGACAAUUUGGUGACCAUUGGCUCUUCCUUAGACCAUUGUAAAGUUCCUGGCAGAAAAUUUGAAAGUGAACUAAACGAAAAGCAAAUGGAAUUGGGUAUGGGUAUUCAUAAUGAACCUGGUGUAAAAGUUCUAGAUCCUAUUCCUUCUACCGAAGACUUGAUUUCCAAGUAUAUGCUACCAAAAUUAUUAGAUCCGAACGAUAAGGAUAGAGCCUUUGUAAAGUUUGAUAAAGAUGAUGAAGUCGUCUUGUUAGUGAACAAUCUCGGUGGUGUUUCCAACUUUGUUAUUAGUUCUAUCACUUCCAAGACCACAGAUUUCUUGAAGAAAACUUACAACAUAACCCCGGUUCAAACAAUUGCUGGGACAUUGAUGACCUCUUUCAAUGGUAAUGGGUUCAGUAUCACAUUAUUAAACGCCACUAAGGCUACAAAAGCUUUGCAGUCUGAUUUCCAGGAAAUCAAAUCAGUACUGGACUUGUUGAACGCUUUCACGAACGCACCAGGCUGGCCAAUCACAGAUUUUGAAAAGUCGUCAGCCCCAUCUGUUAAUGAUGAUUUGUUACACAAUGAAGUGACAGCAAAGGCCGUCGGUACCUAUGACUUCGACAGGUUUGCUAAGUGGAUGAAGAGUGGUGCUGAGCAAGUCAUCAAGAGCGAACCACACAUUACGGAAUUGGACAAUCAAGUUGGUGACGGUGACUGUGGUUACACUUUAGUGGCCGGUGUUAAAGGCAUCACUGAUAAUCUUGACAAGUUGUCAAAGGAUUCACUGUCUCAGGCGGUUGCCCAAAUUUCAGAUUUCAUUGAAGGCUCGAUGGGAGGUACUUCUGGUGGUCUAUACUCUAUUCUUCUGUCUGGUUUUUCACACGGAUUGAUUCAGGUUUGCAAGUCAAAGGAUGAACCUGUUACUAAGGAAAUUGUGGCUAAAUCACUUGGAAUUGCAUUGGACACCCUAUACAAAUAUACAAAGGCAAGAAAGGGAUCAUCCACCAUGAUCGAUGCUCUAGAACCAUUCGUUAAAGAAUUCACUGCGUCUAAGGACUUCAAUAAGGCGGUUAAAGCUGCUGAAAAAGGUGCCAAAUCUACUGCAACAUUCGAAGCAAAAUUCGGUAGAGCUUCAUAUGUCGGCGACUCAUCUCAGGUGGAGGAUCCUGGUGCAGUAGGUUUAUGUGAGUUCUUGAAGGGGAUCCAAAACACCUUAUAA
Saccharomyces paradoxus is the source of this 1755-nucleotide messenger RNA. RefSeq names its product dihydroxyacetone kinase (gene DAK1). Gene Ontology annotation, cellular component: cytosol. NCBI's taxonomy places the organism in Eukaryota, Fungi, Ascomycota, Saccharomycetes, Saccharomycetales, Saccharomycetaceae. Gene Ontology annotation, biological process: glycerol catabolic process. Gene Ontology annotation, molecular function: ATP binding; glycerone kinase activity. The coding region runs from base 1 to 1755 and encodes 584 amino acids. The transcript has a single exon. The record is from RefSeq and is a predicted model, not a curated record.